AGAUAUUGCUGCAAGGACGCAAUGAAAAGGAUUCGACCAGUACGAAGGAUUAAAAAAUGACCUACAUAAACUUCUCUAUAAUUCUCUGCUCGCUACUUUAUUUGAGGAAGUGCUGCUGUGAUGCGUUUGUGGUGGACAAGCAAUCAAAAAGGUGUUUUGUCGACCCUCUAUCGAUGGCUUUUUCAGAGAAUGGAGGUAGCGGGAGCCGGCGUGUACAGAAAAGCGUCCGUGAUCGCACCCAGGAAGAAACGUUUAGUCUGAUAAAAGAUGUGCUCCGAGCUGCAGUUGAUGCCGGUCCCCGUGCUGGACCUGCCAGAACUAUGCAAGCAUAUCGUGCCUUCGCCACAACAGCCCAGGAGUUCCUGCCCAAGUUGGCCCAAGGGCCUGAAACCAUCUCUCCGGCGGCCGUUCUCCGAACCCUUUUUGAGCGAAUGGGUGCUACCUACAUCAAGCUAGGCCAGUUCAUUGCAAGCAGUCCGACUAUUUUCCCAAAAGAAUACGUAUUGGAAUUCCAGAAAUGUUUGGACCAGACAGAAUCUCUACCUUGGCCAAUAAUCAAGAAAGUUAUUGAGGACGAGCUAGGGCCUAUUUCAAAGAAUUUCCAAUACGUCAACAGCAAACCUCUUGCCUCCGCUAGUAUUGCUCAGGUCCACGUUGCAAGACUAAGAACUGGAGAAGACGUCGUCCUCAAGGUACAAAAGCCGCGCAUCGACGAAAGUCUCAAAGCUGACCUUGGUUUCAUUUAUGUUGCUGCUAGGAUUCUAGAAUUCUUCCUCCCUGACUGGGAACGAACAUCUCUAGCGGCAAUUGCUGGAGAUAUUCGUUCGUCUAUGCUUGAAGAACUUGAUUUUGAAAAAGAGGCACAAAAUACAAUAGAGUUCAGAAGAUUUAUUCAAGACAAGGGACUAACAAAGCAGGCAACAGCUCCGUUUGUGUACCCGGCUUUCACAACAAAGAAAGUAUUGACAAUGGAGAGACUCAAUGGUGUUAGUCUUUUGGAUGAAAACACAAUGGGAAAAGUCACCAAGAAUCCUCAAAUGGGAACGGACGUAAUUAUUACUGCUCUGAAUAUUUGGAGCCUCUCUGUCACAGCAAUGCCUUGGUUUCACGCGGAUGUACAUGCUGGAAAUUUGUUACUGCUCAACGACGGACGGGUCGGAUUCAUUGAUUUCGGUAUUGUAGGGCGGAUCAGCGAAAAGGUGUUUCGCUCUGUGAACGAGUUGUCAGCGGCCUUGGUUGUCGGUGAUUCUGAGGGGAUGGCUAUUGCCCUUUGCAACAUGGGAGCGGCAGGUAAAGAUGUGGAUACGAAUCAAUUUGGAAAAGACAUCCAGCGUGUGCUAGAUCGAAUGAAUACUGUGCAGCCAGAAAUGACUGUCACUGCACACCAGGAUGGUAUUCUUCAAGGGCAGCUCAACGUGGACGAGGGCGAGGGUACAGAUCUGCUCCUUGAACUAGUUGAAGUAACAGAGAAGAAUGGCCUGAAGCUACCUCGAGAGUUUGGGUUGCUGGUGAAGCAAAGUCUCUAUUUUGACCGGUAUCUCAAGAUCCUCGCACCAAAUGUAGAUGUUAUGAAUGAUUCACGAGUCAUGAUUGGGGGUACAAAAAGA
Phaeodactylum tricornutum CCAP 1055/1 is the source of this 1607-nucleotide messenger RNA. RefSeq lists its product with no specific name. Lineage: Eukaryota; Bacillariophyta; Bacillariophyceae; Surirellales; Neidiaceae. The annotation marks the transcript as partial. The record is from RefSeq and is a predicted model, not a curated record. The transcript is spliced from 2 exons.